AGCCCCGUUUAACCUUCCAACAAAGCAGUUCAGGAGCAACAUAAAAGCCUCCCACUGAAAAGAACGCAAAAGUAGGAGGAAAAAUGACAUCCACAAAAUGACUAUUGUAUCAAUGAACGCCAAGAAGUGUCUCAGUUAAAGUGUGGUCGAUAAGUCAUGUUGGGUACUUUGGAGACGUUAUUAAAAACGUCUCAGAUAUGUCCAGGUGGAGAACUCCACUCCACAGAUAUCUUAUUACAGUAAAACUAAGUUUAAGAAAAGUGGAGGAAGCUUUGACAUAAAAUGCUCCUUUAACAUGGUAUGAGUAUCUUAAGAUGUUUGUUAUUUAAGCUGCAGCACGCAGUAAUUACUGAUCUGUAACUGGAAAAUUGGGUGAUUUUUUUUUCGUAUCACUUAACACGAAACUUUGCCAUGGUUCACUUGCUCCUGUUGCAUAAUUUUCUACUGUACUGCACGGUCCUGUGCGCUCCUGGUGCCCCGGCGCUGCGGCCUGUCGCUUGUGUUCCAUCACCGAGCCCCGCUCUCCCGGUCGGGGGUCGCGUUAACGAGCUCCUCCUUCUCGUUUUGGGGAUUUACCCCGGGGUGCACUGACCACUGGACGCACCAAGGAGGCACGUAGGAUUACUGCCACGCAGCUGAAAGAGCUUCAACUUAAUGGAGCCACUGGAUCACAGGCUUCCGAGCUCAUUGAAAAAACAGCACGGAACAAGGCAAAUGGAAGACGGUACUACUAAAUGAAAAUAUGAAUUCAGUUAUCCAGAGGUGCCAAUUACGCACAGGGGAUGCGCUGAACAUUUCAGCAAGCUAAAUAACAACAAAAGGUAAGUAGAUGGUUUUUUAAAUAACUACAAUCAAUAACUGUUCAUCAAAAACUGUUUAUGACAAAUUUUUUUUGUGAGAUCAUGUUCUCAUUGUCUCUGGCUCACCUGAGUUUAGCUGUUUCUUCCAAACAGCUGUUUUGUGUUUUUUAUUCUGGAGAUCUUCUGUCACUGAUGACGGUCACAUACACGGCUAGAGUUGCAAACGCCCGAUUCUGUGGCUUCUCCAAGCUGCUCUGGGCCUGGAAAGGGAGCAUCUACAAGGUGUUAUAUAAAGAAUUCCUGGCUUUCUUUGCCAUGUAUACCGCCAUCAGUAUUACUUACAGAUUUUUCCUGUAUGAUGACCAGAAAAGGUAUUUCGAAAAGCUGGCAAUUUACUGCAAUCACUAUGCCAGUCUCAUCCCCAUGUCUUUUGUACUGGGUUUCUAUGUGACCCUGGUGGUGAACAGGUGGUGGAACCAGUACACCAGCAUCCCACUUCCUGACAGACUCAUGUGCGUCCUGUCAGGCGGCCUCCAGGGGAGCGAUGAGCGAGGCCGUCUGUUGAGACGCACCAUGAUGCGCUACGCCAGUCUGUCAGCCCUGCUCAUCCUCCGCUCUGUCAGCACUGCUGUCUUCAAACGUUUCCCCACCAUGGACCACGUGGUAGAGGCUGGAUUCAUGACAAGAGAUGAGCGAAAGAAGUUUGAGGGUCUCCACUCUCCAUAUAACAAGUACUGGAUCCCCUGUGUUUGGUUCACCAACUUGGCUGCGGUGGCUCGCUGCGAAGGCAGAAUCAAAGACAAUCACACUCUCAAACUACUGCUGGAGGAACUGAAUGCAUUCAGAGGGAAGUGUAGCAUGCUGUUUCAUUAUGACAUGAUCAGUGUUCCUCUGGUCUACACUCAGGUGGUGACUUUGGCCGUGUACAGUUUUUUCCUGGUGUGUCUAAUUGGUCGCCAGUUCCUGGACCCCAGUCAAGGUUACCCAGGUCAUGACCUUGACCUCUACGUGCCCAUCUUCACUCUUCUGCAGUUCUUCUUUUAUGCAGGCUGGCUCAAGGUUGCUGAGCAGCUGAUCAACCCCUUUGGAGAAGAUGAUGACGACUUUGAGACCAACUGGCUGAUAGACAGAAACUUCCAGGUGUCCAUGAUGGCUGUGGAUGAGAUGUAUGGAGAUUUGCCGAUGAUGGAGAGAGACCGUUACUGGAAUGACUCCAAUCCCCGUCCACCCUACACCGCAGCCACUCUCUUCGUCCUGCGUAAGCCCUCGUUCCAGGGGUCCACUUUUGACAUGGCGAUUCCUAAAGAGGAGAUGCACUUCCAGCCUCUGGAAGAUAUUGCUGAGAAUUUGGAGGAGUCAGGAACUCGCCAUCCUAACAUGGCGCUCUUCAACCGCCUUCUCAACUCAGCCCCAUCACCGACUGGCCUAAUGGGAGGAGCCCUUCGACGGACCUCAGCACAGCUCCAGAGACUGCGCCACUCCCCCGGCAUUGACCAGUACAACAGCGAUGAUGAAGACAAGGACAGCUGUAAAAUAGGUAAAGCGGGGUCUCUGCCAUCAGGGCUUGGGCAGGAGACACAGAGCACUGUGUGCAGUUUUAGGGAAGAGAAGAGCGUCAGAACGCCUUUGCUGGAGAUUCAGUUUGGGUCUGAGCAGGACAGGCCAGGAGAGCAACCUGCCAUCAAGGAGAGGAAAGAGCUGAGUAGAGUGGAGAGUAAGUGCAACGAAGAGCACCAGAUUGGGGAAGAAGAAGGGAAAGGAGAGCGCGGAGAGACAACCAGAGCUCCAGUGUCUCUGCUUCCUCCCCCACCUAAGUCCUCCAGAGAGAAGUCUUCUCGACCAUCCUCCUCCAUUCCCAUCACCUCGAGUCACCCCUCUGCUCUCCUCUUUCACCCAGCUGCCCACUCUAGUCUGGAGCUCUGCAGCUCCCAGCCAGCUAUCAGUCACAACAAAGCUGUGUCCACCCCCAAACCUCCCUUGGGAGGAAACAAAAUGUCCUUCCUCACUGUGCCAUCCUUCAGUGAACCUCAGCGUUUUCGCAGUGUGAGCAUGGGGUCAGAGCUCACAGGGUCUUAGGUGGACAGUUGGUAGGUUCACAUGAACUUGCGAUGGUUUGAAAAUAUAAGGCUUGAUGCAGUGCAUGCUUUCAGACGUGAAGUUAGUCACUGAAGUGGAACUUUCAGUCUUACUAGUUAGUAGCACCUUCGUGGCCACAGUUUUUGGAAAUUAGUUUAGUACAUAAAACACUCUGAUUUUGUCAUGCAACUUCUGAAGUUUGACUUUCAACAAUGAUCUGUAAUUAGUUUCAAAAAUCAAAAGGGAGAGAGGGAUAGGAAAUAUGAAUAACACUAUGUUUUGAUAUGUUUAAAGGAAUACGAUGACCUUUGGAAAUCCAUGUUUUUACUCUCAUGUCUGAGAUAGAAAACAUCUAUUUCAGUUUGAUCAUUUUGAAUUACUGUAACCGGAAGCAGGUGGAAAAUCAUCAUUUUUUUUAAAAGGGAAGAGCUCAGAGUAAUCUGCAUGUUGCAUCUUGAUAGCUGAUGAGAGAUACCAGGUUUUAAUUUAGAGUUCUAAAAUUUAAAACUUUUAACAUUAACCAAAGUUUAUUUUGAAAAAAAAGCAAACUGCAUGCAUGACACAGUUUUCUAUGUUCAUCUAAUUCAUCUUGAUUAUUUAAAAAAGUAAAUACAUGCACAUUUAUGACUUAUUGUUUUCAUUUUCUACUACUUAUAAUAAUAUAAUAAUAAUAAUAAUAUUGGCUUAAAUUAAUUAACACAAUAAUUCGACACAAAAAUACAUUUAUACAUUUGAUACACUGUUUCAACAAAUCAAUGAAUGAGUAUUUAAAAACACAUUUUUUAGUUAUAACAACACUGUUAUCUGCAAGUGCCAAAUGUACAUUCUGUGCCAACAGUGACCAGCAGGGGGUGAUAGCAGCAAACAAAAAACAGCACAGACAGAAAUCCUCAAGUCAAUUAAAAGAAAACUCAAAAUACUUAACCAAGCCUGAUCUUAGCCUCACACAGGCUUUGCUCCUACAAGAGGAUACAAUAAUUUUCACAUUUCAAACUAAGGGAUGGUAACUACAGUUUUUCCCGUGAUUUUCUCUCACGAAUCACCAUUUCGAUCAUAUCUAACAGUUGCCUCAGAGCUAUAUCAGCUCUUUGGAUUAAUAAACUGCAUUUUUAACAUCUAAUAAAAUGGAACUGAUUUGGGUGCAUGGGUUGCCCAGAGCCAAAACAAGACUAAGGCGCAAUCAUUUUAGAUGGCUUGGUUAAUUUGUAGGCAGUGAAAGACUUAUUAUGGGUAGGAAAGAGGAGUGCAAAAGGUCACCUCAGUAAAGUGGGAAGUGGGAGUUGUUUGGUCACUCAUAUUUUUAGAUUUGUAUUGAUGCUGGCUCAGUCUGGUCUUCUUAGAAGCAAAGGAUAUGGGUAAAUAACAAAAACAGGAAACAAACAGUGAUAUUGUUUAAUCCCUGCAAUCACUUGUGGACUUGUUUUCGAGUUAUUGUUAUCCUCAAAGCCAUUCUUCUUAACUUUUAUGUAUGCUUUCUGAACAGUGUUGCAGUACUCGUAAUGCUUUGUCAGGCUGCCAGGAUCCAUUUCCCCUCUUCUUCCUGUCUGGACCUUGUUUAAUAAAUCUGUGAAACUUAAAAUCAAUUUAGAGAAACAAGCAGAUAAGAGCUCACCUCUGAGAUAGAUGCCUUCGUGCAGACUUGCUUCCGCAUUGCUGGUCAUUAUUUCAGACAGAUGAAAGACAAAUAUGAGCAGAAUAUAACAAAAAUACAUUUGCGUGACUGACCAAAUGACACAGCAGAAGGCCCAUGACCUACCCUCAUCGCGGCUCAGUGCCGCUCUCGGCUGUUUUGGAGCAGAAGACCUUACGUACAGAACAAUAGGGAGAGGUGCUGCACUCUGAAGUGUCCUGCCUCCUCUCCAAAGUCAAGGAUCCCAUCCUGCUGAUCUGGGGACAUUCAGCCAGUCCCUCGGGAGGGGAUUAGUGCCUUGACACAACGCAAUAAGCUUGACACACGUGGAAAUAAAUAGGGUAUAAAGCUGCAUGUCGUAAAGUGUUAUUGGCACAAAAAUUACGACCUGGUAAACAAUGCUAAUAAAUUGAUGUUAGAGAGUGAGACUGAAUCUUUUUAUGAGCUGUAUCAUGUCGCAACAAUCUGAUGUUUCUACAAAGAGCUGGUACUUACUACGCAUGUUUGUUUGUCUGUGUAACUGAAUCAUUACCAGUUUCAGUGACCCAAAAAUUCUGUAGUUCCCCUCAUUAUCACUUGACCAGCAUCAAAGGCUAGCAGUAUCUGCAUAUCAGGGAACAUCAAGAAACAGAGAAACUGUCCGGCCACAUGUGGCUAUACUUUUGUACUGAAGCCCUCUUUUGUCAGUCUCCCAGAGUCAGUUUUUACAAAGGUCAACCCAUUCCAGUCUUUGUGCUGGCUUCAGGGGAAAUGUGGUUGAUGCUUCUGUCAUUAAGUGUGAAAACAUGAGUGUGGGGGAGGAUUUCAAAGAAGUGUGCAUUUCUCUGGAACCAGGAGAACUGAGGUCAGCAAGCAGGCUUACUGAAACUAUCUCAGUAAGCCUAAGACUCAGAGCUGCUCUGCCGUCCAACAAUCAGCCCAUAUUUACCACGUAGUAGUGUGUGUUUGCACACUUCAGUACUCACGCUGCUUAUAUGUGUUUGCCACUGUGUAGUUUCAGUUUAUGGACUUUGUGGAAAAAGAAGCAUGUUCCUGAAACAGAAAAAAGCGAAAGAAACAAAAAAUGUGGGAAGAAAGGAAACUUUCACAAGAUAAGCUUCUUGGAAUACGAAACCUGUGAAUGUUUACUUUGUUAUGACAGAUGUGGAUCACAAGACCACAACAGACACAAGAAAUGCUGCAGAUUCCUGUUAGUUAGCAUUGCUUGAACAUCAGUUGUGAAAGCUUCCUCCUACUUACUUCAGUUUCUGCGCUGCAGAAUCACAAACUGCGAAUUCUAAAAAUUUCUGCUUCAUCACAGUCAGUUUCCUCGCAUCAGCUUACCCAUACCAAAACCUAUAAAUAUAAAAACACUCAAGUUAAAGGAAAUUCUUAUUUAUUCCAUCUAUAUUUAUAGCUUUCACUAUAACUCGAUCGGGAAUGAUACACCGAUAGACUUUAGGCCUGGGAACACAACCAAGUCCAGCAGGUGUAUUAAAUAUGAGUGGGUGGAUGAUCAGUGAGGCCAACCAUGCCACAAGAAGAAGGCGCUCCUAAACCGCUUUAUUUCAAACUAAAACUGAAAGUGAGCACGCCCAAAAUGUCAGUAAUACGUUUAAAUUGCUCAGGAAAACGGUGUGCGUGAGCAAAUAUACUGUAAGUACAGUAGGGCAACUCUGGAUCAGGAAAACGAGUUUUGAAAUGUGGCAGCUUACAACAGACACUUGUCUGUGUUUUGUUUUCAAAUACUUCGGAAACCUGUCUGUCCACCGGACUGCUUGUGUAUCCUGUCCUGUUAGACUUUCCUGUAAUUUUGGCAAAAUCUCGUGGAGGAAAUCGCAUUUGUGUCAAAUGAAAACUACACAAGACAACACUAAUAAAAAAAACUGUUUAAAUACAAAGAGAAUAUUAAAUACAUGUUAUUGCCACUGAAAGAACUUGGAGCUGCAGUGUCUUCAUGAUUAUAAUAGAUAGUAAAACACACACACAGACACGUGCAUGCAUGCACACAUUAAAAACAAGUCGUUAAUAUGGCAGCAACAAUAUUUUUAUUGAUUUGAUUUUCCAGUGAAGUGUGCAGACACUCCGUUUACUACCUCAGCAAAGUCUAACGUCCUCUUUCAACUGCGUAAACACACAUGUGACUGCAGUCAGUGUUUGUUGUACCGUUUCUACCCUGUACUUUCACAUUUGUUUUUGUCUGGUGUGCGUGUGUGUGUGUGUGUGUGUUUCGGGGCACUCCCUGUCUUACACGCCCUGCCUCGUGAAGUCGUAGUUUCUGUGCUUAAGGACUCGUCUGUCUCGUUCUCCCUGUGUGUGUCUGUCUAUCAGCCCUGUCUUUUACAGACUGGUUGUCUCUGUCUGUAUCUUUUUGCUCUGUACCAACUUUGUUUAAACAAGACCACUCUAUCAGUGUCGUCUGUCAGAACAGAAUGAACCUACUGUUUCUUAGUGGUCUGCUUGACAGUGUGAUGUUAUCAAGAUGAAUGGCAGAACAAAGACUUGUUUUAGAGAUUUAAGACAACGACUUAAAGGUUUGUUAAGUGUGUCUACAGGGCUCUUAAGUGUGUAUUUAACCCAGCAUGUAGCUUAUUUCCUUAUUGCACUUUUUUCAGCAGGUCAACAGUCUUCUUAUCUUUCAAAGGUAAUAUUUGAUGCAACGUAUUAAUUAAAGUGCCUCGCUCGUGGGUGGAUCUUGUUACCUUCAGACAUAAUCAAGCUUCUCGUUUCCAAUAUUUAUGCAAAGCUAAGCAAACCAGCUUAGCUUCUGUUUGCAAACAUACAAUGAUUAUCUGGUUACCCACAUACGCUGACAAAUAUUUCAUCACAGCAGGGUGCAGGAGACCCCAGGGGGCCCAGGGGUUGAAUAUCAGGAUUCCAGAUUCAGUAUAAGCAUGUCUUAUUGCCUAAACAAAAUAUGUAAAUAUAUGGACUAUUCUCUUGACGGUGCUUGUUCUUCAGUCUGCUGGCAUCAGAUGACAGUUAUAUAAUUCUCUGCCAAUUUAUAUUUAACAACAACAACAACCUUCUCAGAUGUACUUCCAAAGGAUCAUUUUUAAAAAAUCUAAUUAAACAGGGUCCAUGGUAUAAUCCGAAUCAGUUUUUUUUUCUUUUGGCAAAGGGUGAGCUGUGGGUGGAGGUGAAGAGACUUUGAUAUGAGAAGGUUUGAAAUCCCUACACCCAGUGUGCUCGCUACAGAUUCACUUUUCAAGUGUUGGCAUGCCAGAUGACAGCUCCCCAACAAAGUGACUCUGUUUCCAAUGCGUGUUCUAAAUUUGGUGAGUUUGCACCUGAGUGUCACAGCGCUGCAGACAUGUUGGUCACUGUCUCCAUCUGGCUGCCAACCUUCAUCCGCAGCAGCAGCGGCGGCCUCAGAGCUUCCUCUGCCCGGCCACAUCGAUGUUUAUGUCUGGGCUGCAGCCCUUCAGAAGUGGCCAGAAGCAACAAAACAUGUUUUUUCCCCUUUAGGGUCUGAAAACUGGGCAGACAAUGUCUCCACAGUCAGACUGCAGCUUAUUAUCCAAGUCAGCCUGAGCAUGUUAUUAUUGAGAGUGAGGUGGAGUAGAUUUUAGGAAGGGGAGGGACUUCUAGCGCAUCGUGAGCAAAGUAGAAUGGAAAGGAUAAUUUUCUUGCGAUGCUGCAGGGUGGCAUGGCGAUGCAGUAGUGAGCACGGACACCUCACAGGCACACAGUUGCUGCUUUGAAUCCAGAGUUGCAUGCUCUCCCCAUGGCUGCAUGGGUUCUCUCUGGGUACUCCUGCUUCCUCCCACAGCCCAAAGACAUGCAUGUUAGUCUAGCUGAUGAUCCUAAAUUGAUCACAAGUGUGAAUGUGAGCAUGAAUGGUAGUCUGUCUCUUUGUAUUAAGCCUGCUGUACACUGACCUGUCCAGGGUGUACGCCACCCCUCGCUCUAUGGCAGCUAGGACAGGCUGCAGUUCUCCUGCAACCCUGAAUUGGAUAAGCAGUUAAGAAAGUCAAUGGAUUAAGAUUGCACCUGACAUUAAAUAACCAGUCAUGCAGGGGUUUCCCUUUAAAAUCUACUGGUGGCAGUUCUUAAAAAUAUUCCAUUUUAUGAAAGUACUUUCCUUUUUUCUCAAAAAAAUUGACAGUACUGGUUUUAACUCCCCAAAAAUAACUAACAGAGCUUAAUUUGAGGUAGAAUUUAACCUAAAGAUUUUGGACGCAGAGAUUAGAUCUAGAAACUGGCAGUUUAAACCUUAAAAAAUUCACCUAAAAGUCUGCUAACUGCUGUCAACAGUAAAAAAACAAGACAACAAAACUUUCCUUGAACACUCCAUAAUCAAGUACAGCUGUCCAAAUCACAGACAAGAGUUUAUUCUAUUUUUAAAGAAGUGAAACCAAAAACUGGUGUCCAUUCAAUGGUUUAUUAAUCAUGUAGUGACAGCAUAUCUUUAUCAGGACUGGUUUAAAUAGCUCAUCUUUUGUUAUCACUGGUGAAUACCUUUCUAAAUCAGCCCUCUGAGCCGUUAUGCACCUGAAGGGGUCAUGCUGAGUCCUCUGUUUUCAUUAUACAUAUUGCUUCUUCCGUCUAUUUUUAAAACACACAACAUUACUCUGACGACACUCAUGUUUGCUAAAUCCGGCCACUUGCUCUCACUUUUUGUCAGUUUUCUAGCAUUUAAGCUGAUCACGGUUCUGUGAGGUAGUAUUGCAGAAAUCAUGGAAGGGAUAUAGUCGUUCGUUCUUCUAUUCUGUUUAAAAUGAAAAUGAAAUCUAUUCUUAACUGUUUGUCAGGCACAUAAAGCCAAUCAGGCUUUCUCCCUGUGAGCCCUAAAAGUUUGAAAUAACCUUCAGAUCAGGCUUUAUUACUAUUAAUUAGUUUUAAUUUCUGAACUGAAUACCCUAAGUUGUGUUGAUUUUUUUUAAAUGUGCAUCACUGUAUUUGUUGUGUGUUACAUGUAAGUGUAUUAUCUAGAUAAUAUUACUGGUAAGACUGAUCUGAUUUGUUUAGUGGGCUUGUUAAGUAUUUACAGUCAAAAUAUUUGAGUCAUAAAGUGACCAACAGAUAAUGUCUUCUUUAAUCUAGAUAUUAAUGAGCGGUUAAUACAAAUAUGUUUAUCUCACUGACACUUGCAUGAGUAAGUUGAUACCAUGAGAGACUCAAAAAAUCCUUAGCUAAGAGAGAAAUCUUCAGCAGCAAAGAUGGUGGUGCAAAUAUAACUUCUACGGGGAAAAGAUCACGUGAUCUGAAAACAAUCUGAAAACAAUGAUUGCUGGAAUAUUUGGCGCAGAUAGUAUUAAAAAUCAAUCUGUUUUUUAUACUCAUUAAGCAAUCAGCCCAGCUAUCGCAUGUCUCCUACAAAAUCGUCUGAAUUGGUUGCUUUAUUUUUCAUUUAUUCUGAUUAUUUACUCUCCCAACUAUAAAUGGUAUAUUGCCAGUUAA
Messenger RNA from Oreochromis niloticus (Nile tilapia), 9888 nucleotides. RefSeq names its product bestrophin-2. Gene Ontology annotation, molecular function: chloride channel activity. The transcript has 9 exons. Lineage: Eukaryota; Metazoa; Chordata; Actinopteri; Cichliformes; Cichlidae. The coding region runs from base 879 to 2876 and encodes 665 amino acids. The record is from RefSeq and is a predicted model, not a curated record.